This is a messenger RNA of Phytophthora sojae, 1206 nucleotides long. RefSeq lists its product as hypothetical. Lineage: Eukaryota; Oomycota; Peronosporomycetes; Peronosporales; Peronosporaceae. The record is from RefSeq and is a predicted model, not a curated record. The transcript has a single exon. The coding region runs from base 1 to 1206 and encodes 401 amino acids.
AUGCAGGAGCCUUGCGUCAAGGGGACCGGAGUUGGAAUCGAACGGUACCCAUUGAUUCUAUUUCGCCGCCAAGAACUUAUAGAUGAGUGGAACAAGAUCGAUUAUAUCUCGAUACAAGCGGGAUCGUUGCUUUGGAUUUGUGGACCACCGGGCACGGGGAAGUCGUGCGCAGCCCUGGCUUUUGCUUGUUCACUCAACCCCUCCCUUUGGGACGUGGUUUGGAUCCACUACUCGAGAGAUGUGGAGUUCAAUUGCGUGCGGAUGCAGAAGGGGGUUAAGCAAACGUGCUCAUUCAGCGAGUAUGAUGUGGAGACGUUGCUGCCUCAGGUGUUGGAGCCGGUAUCUUCUCUUUCAAGAAAAACCAUAGUCUUUCUGGAUGGCUAUGUCAGCGAUUCGGACAAUGCGAAGCGUGCCUAUCGAGUUUGCAAUAGUUGGCGCACACGUGAUCUAGAUCUGCGUCGACUGGUGUGCGUUAGCUCAAUGGCAGUAGUCGGCAAAGAAUGUCGGCUGGAGGGUGUAGCUGCUAUCGCGGACACUGACGAGGAAUUAUUGGAGAAGUCUCUGUUUGAUUUGUUUUCGUGGACGCUUGAAGAUUACUUGAAGUACAUGAGUGCGAUCAAGAACACUGAGUUCUUCAAGACCGUUCAGGGCAAGUUCCCGCCCUAUUGCCCUCAGCCUGGUAUUGUGGAAUCCGAAGAAGUGCAGAGAAAGAAGAGACUAGAAGAGAAGUAUUUUGUAGCUGGGGGGAGCGCGAGGGUGAUGUUCGAGUUCAGCCCCAAGAAUGCAAUUCAAUACGUCAAACGAGCGCUCAAGGCAGUACCAAACUUUAAGAUUUGUUCUGACAUGCUGGCUGGAUGCGCGGCAUCGACUACAAUCAACCGUCUCUUGGCCAUAUAUCCCGUUGGCGAUGAUGAUUCAGAGUCUCGCUUGGUGAGUGGCUACGCCAUGCGCGCGUUGGCUAUCAAGCUGGGUCCGGAUGUACUGAAGAAUAUGGCUUCGCUUCACGGGUUCAAUCCUUCCGUUGAUGGUUAUAUCUUCGAAAGUUGGUUCUUUGCUAUGCUUACGACAUGCGGCGUCACUUGGAAGCGCCACGUCACGGAUACAGAUGCUUCGCGGCCGCAGUGGGAGAGAUCAGUCGUUACGUUCUUUGACCCGACAAAAUUGAAGCUCAUUAUGACAAGUCCGAAGAAGUGGCUGGCACCAUGA